Messenger RNA from Physcomitrium patens, 3848 nucleotides. Lineage: Eukaryota; Viridiplantae; Streptophyta; Bryopsida; Funariales; Funariaceae. The record is from RefSeq and is a predicted model, not a curated record.
GUGUUUCAUGGGCAGGCGUGCAGCGACUCAGCUUCGCACUUGCGCAGUUCGGAGAAUGUGUCAGUUGGUUCGUAGCAGAGGUUCAACUCGGAGCUCUGUACUGGCUCGGACCGUGAGAGGUCGCCUGUCUCCGCAUCGAGUUCUUAGUCCAGUCCGACGUUUUCGUUGUCUGUAGCCGAUCCCUUCGGUGAAAGUUUUUUGGAGGAGGAUUCGGUUGUUUUGAAGGCAGGGAAUGAAUCCUCCAGCUGAGAGCCGUGGCGGUACUGGGGACCCAGAGAUGGGUCGACCAGUCCAGGAGCCUCUGCGGCGCACUUCCAAUGCCGCUCAAGCAAAUGCCCUGUUCCGCAAGAAUCUUACGUAUCAGAAACGGAAUUGGAAAACAAACUGCUGCCUGGUGGCCUUCCCAAUCGUGCUGUGCGUUCUUCUUGUAGUGAUGCAAUUUCUCAUCAACUCCUUCAUUGGCGACCGCUUCAAGUGCGGCUGCAAAGACGUGCCCAAUUCGAACGGGGUCGGCACAACGAAGCAGUGUGGGCUACAAUUCUCUAAUGCGGAUGAAGCUCCGUUUUGUGGAAUCGAUAGACCAUACCCGUGGCCAUCCAUUUUGCAGGUUCCAAGUCCGCAGUACCGUGCAACUAGAAGUACAGAAUAUCCUGAUUUGGCUCAGGAUGCUUCUUGUCGUUCAGCCGAUACUUGUGCUACUACAAUUCCUUACACCGGGACUAACAAAACCGCUGCCGAUGCCUUGGCGGGGUACCUUUUGGGUACUGGUUCAUUAGACCUCCUCAAUCCACAGACGUACUCUCUUUCCAGUGUUGUACCGGGUACAGAUACCAUUCCAAUCGGCUCUCUUUUGUUCGAGUCGGCAUUUACCUCUCCGAGGCCUAUCUACAUUCUUCGACCCAAUUGUACGAACUCGAAGGACAACUUCAAUUUCACCGUCAAUGUUGGCGGAGGAUUUCAGCUCAGCAAAGAUUUUGCAUGCUUGGAAACCAGGCCAUUGUGGCGCGAAAAUGCUUCCUCGGUGAACUCCAUGCUAUUUGCAGGCUACCGAGGGGGCAAUGAACGAAAAGAAGUCAACGAAGUCCCAGCCGCUUACGACUUCCGGCGCACCACCCCAGCGAGGUUCGAUGUGAAUAUAUGGUAUAACGAAACCUUUGCCAACAGGACGUCUCGAGGCCCGCCGUCUCUCAUGCGUGUGACUCGCUCCUUGAACAUGGCUGCACAAGCCUUCUUGCGUUUCAAGUUGGGCCCAACAGUUGAACUACCAUUACUGUUCGUGAAAGAAAUGCCAAAAGUGGGCACGCAGCUGCGCCUUGACUUCUCAUCAAUCAUCGGGCCUCUGUUUUAUAUGUGGAUCUUGGGUUUCCUGUUUCCCGUGGUUCUGACCGCGCUUGUGUACGAGAAGCAAUAUCAUCUUCGCAUGAUGAUGAAAAUGCAUGGACUUGGCGAUAGCGCUUACUGGGUUAUCACAUACUUCUAUUAUCUGGUCCUAUUCUGUAUUUACAUGAUCUGCUUCAUCGUGUUCGGCUCCAUUAUUGGGCUAAAAUUCUUCAGAAUGAAUUCGUACAGCUUACAAAUUCUGUUCUACUUUCUCUACAUCAAUAUGAUUAUUUCGCUUGGCUUCAUAGCGUCCAAUAUCUUUCGGAAUGUUAGAACGGCCACAGCCUUCGGCUAUUUGUACGUAUUUGGAUCCGGAUUAUUAGGAGCUUUCUUCUUCCAGAAUUUUGUUGUAGACUUGAACACAGACAGAAAGAUCAUUACCGCAUUGCAGAUCAUCCCUGCAUUUGCAACGUAUCGUGGACUCUAUGAGUUUGCCGAGUAUUCUUUUCGGGGAGUCUACAUGAACUCGAAGGGAAUGCAGUGGAGCGACCUUAAUGACGAAAAGAAUGGACUGCGAACGGUUCUGAUUAUCUUGUUCAUCGAGUGGGUUGUUUUUAUGCUACUCAACUUGUACUUGGACCAAGUGGUGGCAUCUGCAAGUGGAUUGAACAAACAUCCCCUGUUCUUCUUGAAGUUCAAACGUAAAGGCAGCAAAGCCAAAGGCGCUAUGAGCGCAAGCUCCAACCACACAAGCUCCCGCAGAUUGUCUCGCAACUUCUCUGCCAACUCGAAAUCUUUAACGCACAUCGACGAAGGAGACAAACGAUCAGUGGGGUUAAAGGUUACCGAACGGUCAGACGUCGCUAGAGAGAAAGAAGUGGCGGAGGAGUUGGCUGCCAAUCCCAGCAAGGAUUACCCAAUAGUAUGUGACAAUCUUAAGAGAGUGUACCCUGCUCGAGAUGGGAACCCACCCAAGUACGCUGUGCGAGGGUUUUCUUUGGCUGUUCCGCGGGGUGAAUGCUUUGGAAUUCUGGGGCCCAAUGGCGCAGGCAAGACGAGCUCCAUCAACAUGAUGAUUGGGUUUUUGAAGCCAACUGCUGGCACUGCUUACAUACAAGGGAUGAACAUUGUUACAGACAUGGAUCGUAUUUACUCGUGCAUGGGUGUUUGUCCUCAGCAUGAUUUGCUAUGGGGACAAUUAACUGGGCGGGAGCAUCUUUUGUUCUACGGCCGCUUGAAGAACUUGAAAGGGACAGAACUCACCAAUGCUGUUGAAAGUUCACUACGAAGUGUCAAUCUGUUCGAGAAUGGAGUAGGGGAUAAGCAGUGUCGGAAGUAUUCUGGUGGGAUGAAGCGGAGGCUUAGUGUUGCCAUCUCUCUCAUUGGGAACCCACAGGUGGUCUACAUGGAUGAGCCUAGCACUGGCCUGGAUCCAGCAUCUCGUUACAACCUCUGGAACGUGGUGAAGCAGUCCAAGCAAGACCGUGCAAUAAUCCUGACAACCCAUUCUAUGGAGGAGGCUGAAGCUUUGUGUGACCGUCUCGGAAUCUUUGUUAACGGCGAGCUGCAAUGUAUUGGCAAUGCUAAAGAGCUUACUGCCAGAUAUGGAGGUCUGUAUGUGCUGACCAUCACGACACCUCAGGAAGAGGAAUCUGAGGUGAUUGCGUUGGCAAAGUCGCUCUCACCUAAUGCAAACAAAAUCUACGGCCUGUCAGGCACACAAAAGUUCGAGUUACCAAAAACGGAAGUAACAGUAGCGACAGUGUUCUCUGGUAUUGAAGAAGCUAAGAAUCGCUUGCACAUUCAAGCGUGGGGUCUCUCCGACACAACAUUGGAAGAUGUGUUUAUUAAAGUUGCACGAGGAGUGGAUGGUGGGAUUCAGCUUCAAUGACAUGCUGUAUAGGUUGAUAAUCGUAUGCUCACGGAUGAAUAAUGCACACCUUGCAGAGUUCAAGUUUUUCUAAUUUAAGAAUUUCCUACCCUAUUACUAGUAUGUUACGUUGUGUUAGUGUCACUGACUCGUCCAUAGCUCUGUGUUUAAUACCAGAGCUAUCGACUCUUUUUAGAAAAGUUCAAGGUUGACGAAUGCAGUGAAAAUCUCAUUAAAUAGUGGUUGAUUUAGACCACAAGUAGAGUCAAUGCAGAUUAGGAGUAUGUCACCUCUUAUUCUAAUUAGUCUAUCUUACAGCAAGAAAUCCUCGCGCAACAAGUAACGCAUGAGGAGAAGUACGAGAUCCCAAUGCAACUCGCCUCAUAUUUUGUAACGUUAGACGGGCAUGUAAAGAUGGGCUCAAGUAGGGGAUUAGUGUGGCAUAUAUAUUCUUCAGUAGAUCUCACUCGAGGUCAUGACUGUUGGAAUCUAGUCCCUCUGAUUUUGCUUCGUCGGGACUACCACUGAAAGUUUUCAUUUCGGGCGCAGCAUGAAAAACCUCCUUCAUAGAAAUGCUGCAUGCACAUCGAAGUUUGUAAGGUGACUUAUGGUUUACAAAUGUACCUCAAGAGAAAUGGAUUUACCUAUUGAGGAGACA